GCACCGUUGUGGGUCCCAGACAACACCACCACCACAACAACAACAACAACAACAACAUGUAGAGCAGAUCUUUCCCAGGAGCCCCUCUCUCUCUCUCUCUCUCUCUCUCAGGUCCUCACUGUUAUUCACCCUCGAACGCUGCCUGCUUAUCUUUCUUUUUCCUUUCUUUGCCUCGCUGUUGCGACAGUCUCCAGGGGUGUCCAUGCGCACUUCCUCCCCGUCUUUGCCUCCCCCCCUACACUUCCUCACUCCUCUCUCCCCACCGCCCCCUCUCCAUGCAGUGUGGUAUCGUCCGACGACCGAGGAGGGGGAGAGAGAGGCCGAGCGCGCAGUUGUCGGCUGCAGGUCGUUCGGAGCGGGACGCGCGCAGCGGCUGAGGACGCGGCACCACGGACCCCACAGUCUCUCGCUUAUUCUGGCUGAUUCUCUCCUCAUUCUCUGCACCUGGCUUUGGCACCAACUCGGGGAAUACAAAACAUCUUUCGAAGCUGUAUCCCGGAGGCCCACCUUGGCAGUUAGAGGAGAGGUCAUCACCAUGACGGCGUCCUCGCAGGACUCCACGCCCUCGUCCGUGGCCCGCCUCGUCCUGCCCCUGCUCCUCCUCCUCCUCCUCCUCCUCCUCCCGGCUGUAUUCGCGCAGAACUCCGUCCCGACGAGUCCGACCCCGCCGCCGUUUGACCCGCUGACCCGGCCGGAGUGCACAAAGAAGGAACAUCCGAAGGUCUCCAUCCAAGCGCUCAGUCCGUGGAUAUCGACUUUCUCCCACCCGGGUGUGAGGGACUACUCCCAGCUCACCCUUGACCUGACUAGGAAUGAGCUUAUUGUGGGUGCCAGAAACUUCCUGUUCCGACUGGACCUCAGCAACAUGUCGCUGACACAGGCAACAGAAUGGGCGCCGGACGUGGAGACCAGGAGAUCCUGUCAGAGCAAAGGCAAAACAGAGAUUGAAUGUCAGAACUACAUCAGGGUCCUGCUGGUGAACAAGACGGAGGUCAUGACCUGCGGAACCAACGCUUUCCAGCCGCUGUGCAUCACCCGGGAGGUGGGCAACAUGAGCAGCGUGCUGGAGCGCGUGAACGGCGUGGCGCGCUGCCCGUACGACCCGCGCCACAACUCCACGGCGGUGGUGACGGAGAGCGGCGAGCUGUACGCCGCCACGGUCAUCGACUUCUCCGGCCGCGACCCCGUCAUCUACCGCAGCCUGGGCGGCAUGCCGCCUCUCCGGACCGCCCAGUACAACUCAAAGUGGCUCAACGAGCCCCACUUCAUCUCGGCCUACGACAUCGGCCUCUUCACCUUCUUCUUCCUGCGGGAGAACGCCGUGGAGCACGACUGCGGCAAGACGGUGUACUCGCGCGUGGCGCGCGUCUGCAAGAACGACAUCGGCGGCCGCUUCCUGCUGGAGGACACGUGGACCACGUUCAUGAAGGCGCGGCUCAACUGCUCGCGCUCGGGCGAGAUCCCCUUCUACUACAACGAGCUGCAGAGCACCUUCUACCUGCCGGAGCAGGACCUCAUCUACGGCAUCUUCACCACCAAUGUUAUUGCAGCGUCCGCAGUGUGUGCCUUCAACCUGAGCGCCAUCACCCAGGCUUUCAACGGGCCCUUCCGCUCGCAGGAGAACCCCCGCUCCACCUGGCUUCCCACGCCCAACCCCAUCCACAACUUCCAGUGUGGUACUAUAGACGAUCAGGGUCCCAACGAGGGUCUGACGGAGCGCAGCCUGCAGGACGCCCAGAGGCUCUACCUGAUGAACGACGUGGUCCAGCCGGAGUCUGUCGAUCCGCUGGUGAUGCAGGACGACGUUCGCUUCUCCAACCUGGUCGUGGACAUUGUCCAGGGCAUGGAGACGCUCUACCACGUUAUGUAUAUCAGCACAGAAUAUGGCACCAUCCUGAAGGCGUUGGCGACGCCCAACAAGAACCUACAAGGCUGUUACCUGGAGGAGAUGGAGCUCCUCCCACCGGGGGUUCGGGAACCAAUCCUUAGCCUGCAGAUCCUGCACAGCGACAGGUCGCUCUUCGUGGGACUCAACGACAGAGUCCUGAAGAUCCCGCUGGAGCGGUGCUCCACCUACAAAACUGAGACGCUGUGCUUGGAGGCCAGGGAUCCCUACUGUGGCUGGGACUUCCGGCAGCGGAGGUGCACCACGCUGGAGGACAGCUCCAACAUGAGCCAGUGGAAGCAGAACAUCACCGCCUGUCCGCUGCGGAACCAAACCACCAAUGGCGGCUUCGGGGCCUGGGCGCCCUGGCAACCGUGCAACAACGACGACGGCGUGGAUGGCGUGAGCUCCUGUUUGUGUCGCUCCAGGACCUGCGACAGCCCCGCCCCCCGAUGUGGAGGCAGGAACUGCGAGGGCUCCACCAUCGAAGUCGCCAACUGCUCCAGAAAUGGAGGCUGGACGCCCUGGUCGUCGUGGGGACAGUGCAGCACGACCUGCGGCACGGGCUUCGAGCUGCGGCAGCGCUCCUGCAACAACCCUUCGCCGCGACACGGCGGCCGCGUGUGCGUGGGGCCGAGCAGGGACGAGAGGUUCUGUAAUGAAGGGGUGGCCUGUCCGCAGCCCAUCUUCUGGACGCCGUGGGGAUCGUGGACCAAGUGCAGCACCGAGUGCGGGGGAGGCGUCCACUCCAGGGUCCGCACUUGUGAGAACGGCAACAGCUGCCCAGGAUGUGCACUGGAAUACAAGGCGUGUAACCUGGAGGCGUGUCCGGAGGUCAAGAGGAACACGCCGUGGACGCCCUGGAUGCCCGUCAACGUGACCCAGGGCGGCGCUCGCCAGGAGCAGCGGAUGCGCUACAUGUGCCGGGCGCACCUGUCCGAUCCCCACGAGCUGCAGAUCGGACGCAGGAAGGUGGAGACGCGCUUCUGUCCCAACGACGGCACGGCCGCCUGCGAGACGGACAGCCUUGUCGAGGAGCUCCUGAAGAUGCCCGUGGUGAGAGCGGCCGGCUCCGGCUGGUCGUCGUGGGAGACCUGGUCCAGCUGCUCGCAGAGCUGCGCCAAGGGCUACCGCACCCGUCGGCGAUCGUGCGCCGGGCCGGAGGGAAAGAGCGCCCCCGUCGCCUGCCGGGGCUCGCCCGUCGAGUACCAGGACUGCAACGUGCAGGCCUGUCCCGUGAAAGGUGCGUGGUCCUGCUGGUCGUCCUGGUCCCUGUGCUCCGUGGGCUGCGGCGGCGGUCACUACCAGCGCACGCGCUCCUGUAACAGCCCGGCGCCCGCCAGCGGGGGGGACAUCUGCAUCGGACUGCACACCGAGGAGGCCCUCUGCAACACACACACCUGCGACGAUGGUUGCGCCGCGCGAAGGGAGCAGAUGGCGACGCCUGAGCAGCCGGUCGGUGAGCACCGGACUGAUAGGAGAGGUGGCUGGAUGGCCUGGUCGCUGUGGUCGGCCUGCGAUGAUUCGGGCUCGCAGAUGAGGAGUCGGGUGUGCGGCGCUCAGGGCAACAGCCCGUGUGUGGGCAACAGCACCCAGCGGCGAGACUGCAACGAAAUACCUGUCAUUCUCCCUGCAUCUGGUUUUGAUAAGGACCAACACUGCGGAGCGUUCACCUCCAUCCACCUGAUCGCCACCGGUGUGUCCUGUUUCCUCGGGGCGGGCCUGCUGUCCUUCCUGAUCUACGUCUACUGCCAGCGCUUCCACAAGCCCUCGCAGGAGUCCGCCGUCAUCCACCCCACCACGCCCAACCACCUCAACUACAAGGGCAACACCACGCCAAAGAACGAGAAGUACACGCCCAUGGAGUUCAAGACGCUGAACAAAAACAACCUGCUGCCAGACGAACGGUCCAACUUCUACCCGACGCCGCUCCAGCAGACCAACGUGUACACCACCACCUACUACCCCACGGCGCUCGGCAAAUUCGACUACCAGCCCAACUCGUCCCCUUCGCCGUGCAGGACCUACAACAACAGCAACAACAGCAACAGCUGAGACUCGACCAGCUCUCCAACACCCCCCCCCCCCCACACACACACACACACACAUAUACACACACACACCACCACGACCACCACCCCCCACCUGCCGCCGACCCGAACGGACCCCGCCCCCUUCGCCACGGUGACAUAACUGAACCGACGUGAACUGAAACGUUUCUCAGCACCAGGGGUUCCUCUGCGCCCCCCAACCCCCCCCCCCCUCGCUCCCGCAGUCCCUUCUGCAUGGUAGGCUUUGUGUUUUCAAGGGCAUUUCUGGAACUUUCCAUCAGGAGAUGUGAGUUUGAACAACGAUGCCCGCGUCCCGCCGCAGUCGGGACCAGCUCGGGUGGGGGGAGGGGGGCGGGGCGUGUUAUCGUAACGGGGCCUGACUUGACACAGCAAGAGUCAAUCCAGAGCUCCGUCUCCGUGAGAGGAUCCAGCGGGGAGAGUUUCGGACAGACGGUUAUGAGCGGAGCGCACAUCAGCACAGGUGCUGAGCGGAGCCUCCGCAAUCACAGAGCGGAACAUGAAUAAAGAAAUUCCAUUUCUCUGGAUCUGGCUCACCGCUAUUGGCCCUCCUCCGGUUUUUUCCAGCCACACGUUCUCGGGCCUGCGGGGAACUGGCGAGUCCCUCGGCAACGAGAAGCAGUAACUGAGAAUAAACAGUGCAUGUCAUUAUGUCCUUGCCACACAGCAGAGGAGCGGCGGAGCAACAAUGAAGUCAAUGGCGAAAUAAAUUACAGAUCAAUAUCGGCUCGGGUUGUUGGGGGGGGGGUGCACGCCCUCCAUUGUUGUUCAGAGUGGAGUCUUUUUGGGGGACGGCUGUUUGGAAAUAUUAUCUUUAAAUCUGCAUAUGAUCGGAGUCGUGGUUUUCUUGUGGACGAGGACAUUUAUUCGCAGCAUCACAGCCGGGGGGGGGGGGGGGGGGGGUUAUGGAUAAUGGUC
Scophthalmus maximus (turbot) is the source of this 4872-nucleotide messenger RNA. RefSeq names its product sema domain, seven thrombospondin repeats (type 1 and type 1-like), transmembrane domain (TM) and short cytoplasmic domain, (semaphorin) 5Ba (gene sema5ba). The record is from RefSeq and is a predicted model, not a curated record. The transcript has 23 exons. Gene Ontology annotation, molecular function: semaphorin receptor binding; chemorepellent activity. Gene Ontology annotation, biological process: positive regulation of cell migration; axon guidance; semaphorin-plexin signaling pathway. NCBI's taxonomy places the organism in Eukaryota, Metazoa, Chordata, Actinopteri, Pleuronectiformes, Scophthalmidae. The coding region runs from base 203 to 3940 and encodes 1245 amino acids.